ACUUGCUUCUUUGAUCCUCCUCCACCACCUCCACCUCCAGUUCCUCCUUCUUUUCUUGUGGUUUCAUUUUUUUUCCUUUUCCAACUUCACUAUUUGUUGUCAACAAUUUUUUCCUUGUCCUCCUCAUCCUUCUCUGUCUAUUGUCGUGCUACCUGCUUUUUUCCUCCUCCUCCACCUCAUUUCCCGAUUGCUGAUUUUUCCCUCUCCAUCCUUGUCUUUUCCUUUUUUCCUCUGUCUUUUUCCUCAAGCUCCUUCUCCUCGUCCUUCUUGUCAAGUCAUGGUUGCUGCUUUUUUCCUCCUCCUCCACAACCUCCACCUGCACCUUACCCUGCUUGUUUUGUUUGCGCUGCUUCUUACCUGCUCCUUGUCCUCCCCUUUUGUUCCUUCUCCAGCUCAGUUUCCUGUCGUAGCUCUUCUGCUCCACCAGCACCUCCACUUCCUCCUCCUCCACUAUAUUUCAAACUUGCUGCCUUUUUCCUCAUUGACCUCAUUUUGUAGCAGAUACUAUUCUCCUCCUCCUCCAUCACCACCUCCACCAUAUUUCGAAGACGUUGGUUUAUUCCUCUUGCUCCUAAUUUUUUGUCGCUGUUUUUCCCUCCUCCUCCACCAUUUUUUGAAGACAUUGGUUUUUUCCUUUUGCUUCGAUUUUUUUGUUUCGUUUUUUUUUUUUCUCCUCGGCCUCUUCUACCUCAUUGCAUCACUGCUGCUUUUUCCGUCUCCCUCCUUGUCAUUUUGUGGUCACAGCUUUUUUGCUUUCCCUCCUCCUCUACCUCCAGCUGCAUCUUACCCUCCUUAUUUUGUCAUCACCUCUUUUUUCCUUCUCCUCCUCCUCAUUUUUUGGUGCUGCUUUUUUCCUUCUCUUCGUCCUCUGCCUCCUCCGUCUCAACCUCCUCUUCAUUUCAUCAUCCCUUCUUUUGUUGUCCUCCUCUUCCUCCUCCCCCUUUGUGUUCCAUCAUCCCUAUUCCUUUCCUUGUCCUCCUCUACCCCCUGCUCCAUCUUUUCCUUUCCCUAUCGCUUCUCUGCUUCUCUUGUUUCUCCUUUUCCUCCUUUUUGUUUUUCAUGGCUUUUUCCUCCUCUCCUUCCGUUACUUUUUCUUCCUUUCUCCUUUUUCUCCUCCUCUUUUCCUAAUUUGCUCUACCUCCCAAUACCCCUCCUCAUCUGUCGUCUCCUUCCCUCGUUGUUGUCACUUACCUCCACCUCCGCCACCUCCUCCUCCACCUUUUUUUGUGGUUUCUUUUCCUUUUCCUACUUUUCUGUUUGCUUGUAAUUUUUUGUCUAGUUUUCUUUCCGCCUCUUCCUCCUCCGCCGUCUCAUCCUCCAUUUUUUUUUUUUUGUGGUUUCUUUUCCUUUUCCUACUUCACUGUUCAUCGUCAUCAAUUUUUUCCUUGUUCUCCUCAUCCUUCUCUGUCUAAUGUCGUGCUUCCUGAUGUUUUCCUCCUCCUCCUCCUCCUUCUUCACCUCAUUCCCCGAUUCCUGUUUUUUCCCUCUCCAUCCGUGUCAUUUCCUUUUUUGCUGCUAUUUUUUUCCUCCUGUUCCUUCUCCUCGUCUUUCUUAUCAUGUCAUGGUUGCAGAUACUAUUAUCCUCUUCCAUCACCACGUCCACCAUAUUUCGAAGACGUUGGUUUAUUUUUCUUGCUCCUAAUUUUUUGUCGCUGUUUUUCCCUCCUCCUCCGCCAUUUUUCGAAGACAUUGGUUUUUUCCUUUUGCUUCGAUUUUUUUUGUUUGUUGUCUCGGCCCACUCCUUCUCGGCCUCUUCUACCUCAUUGCAUCACUGCUGCUUUUUCUGUCUCCCUCCUUGUCAUUUUGUGGUCACAGCUUUUUUACUUUCCCUCCUCCUCUACCUCCAGCUGCAUCUUACCCUCCUUAUUUUGUCAUCGCCUCUUUUUUCCUUCUUCUCCUCAUCCUUAUUUUUUGUUGCUGCUUUUUUCCUUCUCUUCGUCCUCUGCCUCCUCCGUCUCGACCUCCUCUUCAUUUCAUCAUCCCUUCUUUUGUUGUCCUCCUCUUCCUCCUCCCCCUUUGUGUUCCAUCAUCCCUGUUCCUUUCUUUCUCCUCCUCUCCCCCCUGCUCCAUCUUUUCCUUUCCCUAUCGCUUCUCUGCCCCCCUUGUUUCUCCUUUUCCUCCUUUUUGUUUUUCAUGGUUUUUUCCUCCUCUCCUUCCGUUACUUUUUCUCCCUUUCUCCUCCUUCUCCUCCUCUUUUCCUAAUUUCCUCUACCUCCCUAUAGCCCUCCUCAUCUGUCGUCUCCUUCCCUCGUUUUUGUCACUUACCUUAUCCUCCUCGUCCCCUUUCUCCUCCUUUUAUCCUCAUUGCUGUUCUCCUCACCAUUCUCCUUCCUGGCCCCUUGUUGUCACUCUGCUCCUCCUCUUUUUAUCCUGGCCACCUUGAUGCUUCUCUUCCAAAAAAGCCAGCAAUUGUUACCCUGAGCAUAAAAGUAUUGCUGAGGAAAGAAAGGUUGAGGGGAAGUGCUGUGUCUUGGCCUGGAUGGAUAGUGAUUGUGCAGCCCUGGCAAAGGGUUGGCUCGUCCAGGAUUGGGAGGUGCAAGAAAUGCACCUGUGUCUGCUGCCUGAGCUGGGCUUAGUGAAUGGCUGGCCUGCCCUGGGAGCAUUUUUUGUGGCUGAAGGCUGUUUUCUGUGAGGGUGUUGUCUUCAGUCUGCGAUCUUUUCAGCGGUUGUGUUUCUCAUCGUUUUUGUCUGUGUGCUUAUUGAGGUAGUGUGAAGUGCAGAAAGCUGUCAGACUCGUGCUCCACCUCCAAAGGAAGUCAUUCCUGUCUGUUCUUCCUAGCAGCUCAUCAAGACACGCACGGUGAGAUGGAAAAGCAACAUGGCUUGGAUUGGAGGGUUUUUUCCCUUUGUUAUCAAUAAAUAAUAAAUAUGGUCUGUGUUUUUCGUUUGCCCCUGUGUGGGUCUUUCCCACUGCGUAUUCUGUUAUAAUCUUUUCAUAUGCAUAAACACUGCAAUGGCAUCGUGUCUAUUUUUGGACCUGAGGUAUUUGAGCCUGCCCCUGGUUGUGCAGCAUAGGUGUGUGAGCAGAGCGAGGGUAUGGUAACAGAGCUGGGCCUUGUCAUUCAGGCAGAUGGUUAACAUAGCAAUGUUAGGUCAGCAACAGUUUCAAAAUGGAAAGCCUUGCAGCGAGCCUGGAAUAUCCGUGCUGGAACUGGAACAAAUGAGCCAUUCACAAGGAAUGUUUUAUCGAUGGUCCGAAGGAAAGGAAGGAGAGAGAACCCGAGCAGAAAGUCCUUACAGUUCAAUGCAGUGUGGCCUUGACGCUUCCUUUGGUGAGGCUGUUUUUAAGUAGCGUGGGGCAAGAUGGCAAUGCUUGUGACGUAGCUGUUAUCAAAUGAGGCACAGCGAUGCCUGUUAACAGGGACCGUGUUUCACCCGUGGUUUUUGUUAGGCUGGGCAGUGCAUUCCCUGUCAGUGGGUGAAUGAAUCCACUAUUUUCCUGGCAAGGAAUGGGAGGGUGGGGGCAUCUGCUGCAAUGGUUGUGGUAGAGCAGCUUCAGGGAAGGUGAGUUCUGUCCAUCCCGAGCUGUAUGCAGCAGAAAGGCUGGUAGUGCUGUAACGACAGCAAUCUUAGCUUCAGAAUGAGAGUGGUAUGAAAGUAUUACUUGGAGAUUUCUAGCUCACACUGAGAAUGAGUUUUGAAGCCAAUUUCUUGAUAGUCUCCUUUUAGCGUCCUUGGAUUUUCAUCCUUUUGCAGAACGUGAACUGGAAUGAUUGUAGCUAGCUGAAGUAGACAGCGAGUUCCAGGAGUGCAUGGAAUGCGCUUCAGUAACAGCAGAGUGGGCAUAUAGUUAGCAAUAAAGGGUGGAACCCCUGGAAGGUCUUCAGUGUGAAUGGCAGGUCCUCCUGAGCACCAGGUUUGUUUUGUUUUUUCCUUCUGAUGGAUCUUCUGUUGGGCAGCUCUGCUUGCUCAUGCAGACCUGGCUUGUAUUGUGGCAACAGGAAUGUUCACACAAGGCGUAUGUCAGUGGCUGCCCUAUGUGUGCGUCCAGCUCAGUUCAGAGGGCAAGUUUACAUUGCUGUGGUAGCAAUGUCUGAUGUAACAGAGUGUGCAAACUAAAUGCACGCUGCUGCUUUUCUUUGUUACUUUGACUUCAGACAAGGGGUGAUGAGAAGGAAGGUGAAGGUUGGUACUGGGAAGACGGUGGAACUUGUUGGGAAGACCUUUGCUGCUUCGUGAUCCGUAUUCAUCUCCUGGUACCUUAUUAGUUCUUGUGCAUGUGCUCUGUGAGCCUUGGCCACAAAUGUGUGCCGGAGAUAGAGCAACCUGAGCAGCGAUGCAGUCAGUGCAGCAGCUGUGAGUUGAUGUCUGCAAGGUCCCUCAGGAAGUUAGGAUAACCCUGACCAGGAGGGCAGCGGUCAGAUUAACAGGAGCAAUCGUGGAUCCUUGUGCUGCAUCUUUCCAGUCACUGUGAGUUUUGAAGUGGCCAUGUCAGGUAUUCCAGGUGUGACAUUUCUGCCUGCAGUGAACAACUUGAUUGUUCUCUUUCUGGAACUACAGACUUGCUGCGCUGUGUGGCAAACCUCAAAGGAGGGAAGUGCUAACCUCGUGCUAGUUAAUUUCCUUGGGCUGUGACGUGUUCUUUGUAAGAGUCCCCUUUUUGCAUAAGGAUUCACUGAGGAUACAGCCCGUGUCCCUGUUUUGCGUACAUACUUACAUUUAAAAAAGGAAGAAAAAAAAAAAAAAAAAAGGAGA
Lagopus muta (rock ptarmigan) is the source of this 4695-nucleotide messenger RNA. RefSeq lists its product as uncharacterized. The record is from RefSeq and is a predicted model, not a curated record. The transcript has 2 exons. NCBI's taxonomy places the organism in Eukaryota, Metazoa, Chordata, Aves, Galliformes, Phasianidae. Bases 278 to 1267 code for a protein of 329 amino acids.